AUGUGGGAUGACACCACUCCCAAUUGGGGUGGCACGUCGGUGUUGGAGAUCAAGGGUCACCCAAUACCCAUUGUCUAUUGGAAGGACAUUUGUAUGAAUUCUAACUGUGGAAGCCCGUGGAAGCCGCGCCAAUGGCAUGGUAUGAAGAGCAAGUGGUUCAACUGGAAGGUCGUUGUGCAUCGCUACCGCCAAGAAACAGACACCAGCUUUUGGGACGAGUUUUCACAUAAUGGGCAGCGGCUCUGCUUCACGAAGAUCAUCCAACGACUUUCAGAGCUUCGCAAGGAUGAAGACCACGCCACAGCUGAACACGCUAGGGCUGAGUAUGCCACCGACUUCCCGACUUUCUUUUCGUACAAAAAGAAUGGGGUUUCUCAUAUCAAGACGAAGCCUUCAGAUAUCACAAAGACAUAUCGAUUACUCAAAGGAAUUUCUGGUGGAGAUUCAGAUGGCAAAGAUUGA
Molecule: messenger RNA, 462 nt
Organism: Laccaria bicolor S238N-H82
Lineage: Eukaryota; Fungi; Basidiomycota; Agaricomycetes; Agaricales; Hydnangiaceae
Exons: 2
Coding region: 1-462 (153 amino acids)
Source: RefSeq, a predicted model, not a curated record